Messenger RNA from Ostertagia ostertagi, 375 nucleotides. Lineage: Eukaryota; Metazoa; Nematoda; Chromadorea; Rhabditida; Trichostrongylidae. The record is from the annotation of a GenBank genome assembly.
AUGAUGCAGCAAGGUCAUGGACAGGGACAUCCAUCUCACAAUUAUACGGGAGAUGUCAACAGUCCAGUCUCACACGGCAAUACUUCAUCCACAAAUAUGUAUGAGACCGGGACAUCAUCAACAUCUAUGAAUAUGCCGACGUCAGCUCCAUCUUCCGCAGCUGCUAGCUCUCAAUCGUCAAUCGGAAAUCAUGUUCAGACAUAUCAGCAAUCUAUUGGAAUGCAGUAUCAGCCAUCUCCAGUGAUCUCUCCAUCCAACACACCUCAAAGUGGAGCUGUACAAAAUCAUCUACCUCAGCAAGCUCAGCCAGGAUACUCAACAUCUACUCUAUACUCUUAUCCGCAAACCACUGCCAUAACUAACCAGAAGGUCUAG